AUGGUCUUUGAGGCUAUUGAGCUAAUGGGUACUUAUGGCUUUACUCCAAACACAUUUGCUCGUAACAUAAUCAUUGAUGCGUUGUUCAAAAUUGGGCAUGUGAAUUUAGCUAUUAAGUUUCUGAAAGAGACCCGAAGGCCAAAUUUUUUGACUUUUAACAUUGCACUAAUGAUGUUGCAAUGGGGAUAUAGCCCCAAAGUGGAGACAUUUGAGAUGAUUUUGAGCUGUUUAUGCAAAAUGGGUAAAAUAGUGGAGGCGCAUCAAGUUUUGGGUCUAUUGAUUACUUUGGGUAUUGCUGUGUCUAGACUUGAUGUGGCUGGUAAGUUAUUGGAGAAGAUGGUUGAGACUGGUUCUUCUCCUAGUAUUGUAACGUACACGACUUUAAUCAGGGGAUUUUUAAAAUCUAAUAUGGUUAGUGAAGCAUUCAAUAUUCUAAAUAUUAUGGAAUCCAAAGGAUAUGCCCCUGACCUCGUUCUUUGUAAUGUGUUAAUAGACUCCUUUGCCAAAGCUGGGAGGAGGUUUGAUAUGUUACCCAAGUUGGUUCGUGGACUUGACAUAGAAGCUGACUUAUUGCUAUAUAAGUAUACUUUUGUUGGAUUAGUAGAUGGGUUAUGCAAGGCAAAAAGAGUUGAUGAAGCAGUUGAUGCGUAUCAUGGGAUUCUCCAGAGUUUCCCUGGACAGGAUGCUUAUAUUCAUACUGUGGUCAUGGAUGGGCUUAUAAAGGUCCGUAAAUUUAAUGCGGCCAUUAGAGUGUUUAGAAAAGCAGUUGAAGAGGGCUACACCCUUGAUGUUGCAGCAUACACAGUUGCCAUUAUAGGGCUCUUUAUGGGUGGUAGAGCUGGAGAGGCUUGGUCACUCUAUUGCCAGAUGAAGGAAGUCGGCUUGGCUCUUACUGUACAUACAUACAAUGUAAUGGUCUCUGGUUUUGUUAAAGAAAGAGAUCUUAAUAUGGUUAAUUUACUGCUACAAGAGAUGAUAGAAGCAAAAGUAGAACUGAGCUCCAAUACUUUCUUGAGAUUAUCAAAAUUCCUCUGUAGACCAUAUCUUUCUAGUUCAGUUAUUGAACUAUGGAUUGAGAUGAGAAGUUUGGGUUUGAUAUCUUCUAAAGUAGUGCAAGAAUUACUUUCUGAUGAAGUUGCCAAAGGCAUGAAAGUAGAUGAUGGCCUAAUUGCAAUUUCAGACGUUACUUCAGAAACUGAUCGAUCUGUGGAGGCAUCUGGCUCUGAAGACGUUUAUGAUGUGGCUGCUUCAAUGGCUUGA
This is a messenger RNA of Malus domestica (apple), 1260 nucleotides long. Lineage: Eukaryota; Viridiplantae; Streptophyta; Magnoliopsida; Rosales; Rosaceae. The record is from RefSeq and is a predicted model, not a curated record.